CAUAAGCGUAAAUCGAAGAUGUAAUUUUUAGGAAUGAUUUGGAUGAAUGUAUCAAUUCUACGGGUGAUUUUUUUAAUUACAAGUCCAUUUAUUAUCCUAAAUUCAUUAUAAAAUGACUUCCAUAUAGUUAACAUUGUAUAUAAUGGAAAAUCUAUCCAUUAAUGAAGCGCAACAAUUGUUUGAGAAAAAAUUCGAAUUUAAACCCAUAAAUGAAUUAAUUUUGCCAGAUUUGGAAGUGUUUUUCACGGCAGAACAGUGGAAAGUGGAAAGAUUUAUACAGUUGAAGAAAGAACUCAAUGAAACAAAAAACUUGUUGAACGACAAAGAAAUCAAACAAUGGAGACGACACACCACUUACACCAAUCGUGCCGGAUUCGUGCUGAAUACCGUCAGGUGCGAAAUCGGUCCGGAACUCCUGACUCAGGCCUGGUUGAAGUUUUACGAGAUUCUCUCUUCCUAUCCUCUCGUUCCCUGUGGCGUUCGGGACUUCUCUAGUUUUCAUCUGUGCGAGGCACCCGGAGCUUUCGUCACCGCACUCAAUCAUUACGUUUCUUGCCUGAAGUGGAAAGUUAAUUGGAAAUGGAAAGCCAACACGCUCAAUCCUUACUAUGAAGGAAAUUGCCUCGGGUUUGCAAUCAUGGACGAUCGUUUCCUCAUUAAGACUUUAAAGAAUUGGCAUUUCGGAAACGAUAACACGGGAAAUAUUUUAAAUCCCGUUUAUUUAUACGAUUUGAUGGCGUUUUUAGAAAUCGAUCUUAAAAAGUCCGAAAAUUUACUAGACCUGAUAACUGCCGAUGGCAGUAUCGACUGCCAGGAGAAUCCUGCCGAGCAAGAAAACCUCAUCGUUGCACUGAACUUUGCAGAAGUGGUAAUUGCAUUACAUCUUUUAAAGGACGGAGGAAAUUUUGUAUUGAAGAUGUUUACUAUUUACGAAUGUGAUGCAAUUUGCAUUAUGUAUCUUCUAAACUGCAUUUUUCAGAAAGUUAAUUUGUUUAAGCCUGCGACCAGUAAGUCGGGUAAUUCGGAAGUUUAUGUUGUAUGUUUGAAUUAUAAAGGAAGGAAUGAUAUUUUAUCAAUAUUAGAAGUAUUGAGGAAGAAAAUAGGAUGUAAUUCGUUUCAGAAGGCAUUAUUUCCUCUUGAAAUUAUUCCUGAUGAUUUUCUAGAACAAUUGUAUAAUUGUUGUAGUCAGUUCAAGGAUUAUCAGGAAAUGACCAUAAAGGAAAAUCUCAGAUUUUAUAAAGGAAUGAGUAGCAAAGAAUGUCUUCAUUUAAAUUCUGUAAAAGAAAUAUGUGCGGACAUGUAUGUAUCAAAAUACAAACUUAAACGAAUUAAGAAAUCUGAAAAAAUCAUAAAUACCAAAGAAUUUAAAAAUCACCAACAUCAAAUUAGUAAUACUAAAUUGUUUCCCGAUGAUAUAAUUCAGCAAACACAGAGAAGUGGCAGCUUUAAUUCUAGACACAACCAACAGAACGAAGAACAGAAGUGCAGACUAAAACGAAUCAAAAAGCAAUUGUCGGAAUGGUUUUCGUUUUCAGAUAAUGAAUUCAAAACUGUCAAAUUCGAACAAUACUCAAUAGAACCAAAUGCAAUGUGGAUUAAGGGAGGAUUUCCCUACAAAUGUAUAACAAAUUCUAGAUUUUGUUAUCCUAAUCUGCUUUCUUUGUGGAUGGAAUUUGGUGCAAGUUCGCAGUUACAGAAAUGGAACUUUUGUAGAAACAGUUAUAAUUGGCAUAAUGUACAAAAUGAUGUCAAAUGGGUAAAUAUGCUAUCAAAAAUUUGUGUUGUUUUUAAUAUUUGUAAGAUACAUACAUCAUUGUUAGAAGAAUUUAAAAAUAUAUUACCACUUUCCAUAAACGUUAGAAAUUUUAAUGAAAAUGUUGAAAGUAUAAAAGAUCCAAAAUUAAUUCAUUUUGAUCCAUUUUGUUGUAUACAUUCCCAUAUUUUCAGGAAAGAAAUUGAUUCCAAAAAACAUUUAAUUGAAUACUGCAUAAAAAUAAUUAAUGUUUUAAAUGCUAAUGAUUGUUUCGCUUUAUAUUUACAAGGAUGUCUCACGAGAUUUACCGUCGGCGUUAUAUAUCUAUUGAGCCAUUUAUUUUCAGAAAUGUUUGUUUUGUCUCCAAGUAUCGAUGCCGAUUCUUCAACAAGUCAACUGUGGCUGUUUUCGGCACAUUAUAUGGAAAAUAAAAAUCAAAUUUUAAAACAUUUUGAAAACAUUAAUUCUUUGAUGGAGUCCAGCAGUAGGAAUACUGUUAUAGAAGUUAUUCCUAUUGAAUAUUUGUGUGAGGAUCCAUUUUUCACGUUCGUUAUGAGAGCCAACCAAAGUUUUCUCACACGGCAAUUGCAUAAAAUAUUAUCCGAGAUUGAGAAAUAAACUAUUUUAAUUAGUAAGAUUGUUGUAAACGACAUUUUAUCGUUAGUAUUGAUAUAACCAAUUGAUGUUUGGGUGCAUAACCAUCACAAAUUCUCAUUAUGUAUAUUUUUGUAUGAAGUGAUUGAUUAAAAAGGCAAAAAAAAUUACUGUUUUUAGAUAUUUAAUUUUCAAAUCUAGUCAACUGUCUUAAAGAUAUAAUAAAAAUGGAAAAAAUAUAAUCAUUAGUUGUUGAACUUUAAUCAAAGAAGAAAUAAUCCAAUACUAAUGCAAUGAAUGCAAACUACAGAUAUUUGAAAAUGAUGCCAACAUUUAAUGCAAAUAAUUCCUUAAUGAUCAGCAAUAUGUAUUUUAACAAUUCAUUUCCAUAAAGUAUUGUCUCUGGAGAGACAGAAGCAACGGUUUGGACUUAAACCUCUAAAAAAUGAACAAUUGAAAUAUCUGAUGCCAUCAAAGAAUUAUUUGGAUUAACAAUCAAGGAUUAUUUUUUAAAAUUCCUGCCAAUAUCUUUAAAACGUCUGUCACUUCAAUAACUUAGAAAAACUUUUCUAAUUUAUUUUACAUGUAUUGUACAUAGUUUCAUGUUAAAGAUGUAAUUGUCUCAUUCGGUGUUUCUAUGUAUUUUAAUUGAAUGUCGUUUUCAUCAUGUAUUAAUUAGGUACAAAAUUGUAAUAAUUUUUAUCCGAUGAUUUUCAAGUGGAAAAUUGGUUUUCCUACUCUUUGUAAAGAAUCAAAUGUAAUAAACAUAUUGAUUAAAUUUAGUUUUAUAUUGGUUAAAUCUUUGUGUUCCUUUGUUUACAUUUUCGAAAUCUCUCGUUUUAAUCUUGUAAAUGUUGAACUUACUUUA
Molecule: messenger RNA, 3215 nt
Organism: Centruroides sculpturatus (bark scorpion)
Lineage: Eukaryota; Metazoa; Arthropoda; Arachnida; Scorpiones; Buthidae
Product: cap-specific mRNA (nucleoside-2'-O-)-methyltransferase 2-like
Exons: 2
Coding region: 143-2371 (742 amino acids)
Biological process (GO): 7-methylguanosine mRNA capping
Cellular component (GO): nucleus; cytoplasm
Molecular function (GO): methyltransferase cap1 activity
Source: RefSeq, a predicted model, not a curated record